UUGCAGCUUUUCACAGAGGUGAAAGGGAAAUAUCCCAAUAAGCUGGUUCGAAGAGCUCAAUUCCGCGACCAACACUUCGACGCCAACUGCAACCUGCUCUACCAUGAGGUGGAUAAAGUAACCCAAAGAGACAAGGUGACGGUUCUGUCGAAUAUACGGAUAUCUAGAAAUUUGGAAUUGGAGUUGUUAGGAGAACAGGAUCUCGAUCGCGAUGGGAUAGCUCAGGUUCACUCAUUUCGUUCUCUUCUCGAGCAAAUGCUGGUGUUAGAACCGGCGAAAAGGAUAACGUGCGGAGAAGCUAUUAAGCAUCCAUUCUUUUCUAUGAAAUGA
This is a messenger RNA of Haemonchus placei, 330 nucleotides long. NCBI's taxonomy places the organism in Eukaryota, Metazoa, Nematoda, Chromadorea, Rhabditida, Trichostrongylidae. The record is from the annotation of a GenBank genome assembly.